Molecule: messenger RNA, 1416 nt
Organism: Siniperca chuatsi (mandarin fish)
Lineage: Eukaryota; Metazoa; Chordata; Actinopteri; Centrarchiformes; Sinipercidae
Gene: znhit1
Product: zinc finger, HIT-type containing 1
Exons: 6
Coding region: 39-509 (156 amino acids)
Biological process (GO): chromatin remodeling
Cellular component (GO): Swr1 complex
Molecular function (GO): nucleosome binding
Source: RefSeq, a predicted model, not a curated record
GGCUGCCGUAGACAGGAAGUGAGAACACAACAGCCAACAUGGUGCUGGAAAAGAAAGGUUCCGCUCGGGUGGAGGCCGGGCAGCGCAGAGUUUUGGAUGAAGCCACCAGGCAGAGGAGACUGACCAGGCAGCUGGAGGCUCUGGAGAAGGACAACUUCCAGGACGACCCGCUGUCCUCCCUCCCUCCCCCAGGUCCUACUGCCCGCCUUCCGGCCUUCAGCGAGACAGAAGAACCAGAGAAGAAGAAGAGGAAGACGAGGGGCGAUCACUUCAAGCAGCGUUUCAGGAAGAACUUCACCACGCUGCUGGAGGAGGAGAACCUGUCGGAGAAGCCGGAGCCUAACUACCUGUCUGCGGCGGCCCCUCCCUCCUCCCUGCCCCCCCGGCACUUCUGCUGCGUCUGUGGUUUCCCCUCUCACUACACCUGCACCACCUGCGGGGGGCGCUACUGCAGCACCAAGUGUCUGUGCACGCACAGAGAGACCAGGUGUUUGAAGUGGACACUCUAGCUGCCGCCUCGUCACCGUGGUGACGGCGAUGAUGGGAUGGCGUCACCUGUUCGGAGGCUUCGAACCUGUGAACUGUGGCUUCGCUCGGAGUUUAUUGGCUUCUAUGAGAGCAGAUGGACGGACACACACACACACAGCUGUACAGUCAUGACAGUGGACCUUUAAACAGCAUCAUCAUGGUCAGCAGUGAUGUCACAGUGUACUGGAGUACACAUGUGCAUCACUGCAGCAGGUGGGACUUUAACCCGCUGGACGUCAGGAUUUACAGGAAGUGCUAAGUUUCUUUUUAACUUUUUUUUUUUUUGACUCAGUUUGCACAUUUUCCUCCAAACUGUUCCUGUUAUUCCUCGUCCCAUGAUGCCUUGCGUGGAUGAUGGGCACGCCUCUCGGUACUUCCCCUCACUGAGCCGGAGUUAGCGACAUGCUACAGGUGUCUUCCUCUCUUCGCACAGAUUAUUGGCCAAUAAAUGAUGUUUAAAAACAACCCGUGACACCGAGAGUCACAUGCUCGGAUCGAAUCCGCCCUCAUGUCUGGCUGCAGCCAGCAGCCGGUUAGCUUAGCUUAGCAUAAAGACUGGAAACAAGGGGAAACGGCUAGCCUGGCUCUGUCCGAAGGGAACGCCUCCCAGCGGCUCUGAAGCUCCCUGAUCAAGAGACGUUCAGCUUUUCUCUGCCAGCCAAUCAGGAGCAAGGAAAGGCGGGGUUUAAUGUUAUCGAUAAACACUGAAUGAAUGUAUUUAGCUCCGAGGGAUGGUUAUCAGCGCGUUGCUCUGCUGCCACUGCGGAUGUUCAGUAAAGCUGGAACGUCACAAGGUUUCAGGCCUCCGGUUUGUUUUGUUCAGUGUAUAGAAACGCAGGAAAUAGAAUUUACAUGAACGGUGAAGUAAAAUAAAAAAGAUUUGAUAUA